AUGAGACUAUUCCAGGCAGUGAAGAAAGAUUGCUUGACCCAUUUAAAAGAUGUAGUUGUGUUUUCCUCUUUAGGACCAGAAUUUGUACCUUCUCUGAUAUCUGGAGCUGAUUUAGAUGGUGACCAUUUUUACAUUUUCUGGGAUUCUGAGCUUGUGGAGAAUAUACAAUGUGUUGAUGAAAAGGAACCAUCAUCCAUAUUAUCGAAUACACCAGUCAAUAAUAACUCAUUGAAUACUUACAAUUGGAGCUGUCUCUAUACAAACAUUCCAACUUUUUCAGAAGAUGUUAUCGACAAUGUUGGUUUAGAGGAUGAAUUUGAUAAUUAUGAAAUAGCCAUUAAGAAGUCGUAUCAAAAAUUGCUAUUAGCUCUUGACACUUUCAAAUAUUGCUCCUUCUCUCACUUACUUGAAUUGAGAAGAAUUUUUGUUGAUUACUUUGCAAUUAAUUGGGCAAACAAUAAUGAAUAUUACAAUAUCAUGUAUCAAAUCGCAAAUGCCAUUACCUGCACCAUAGACGCUCCAAAACAUGGACAGUGGAAAGAAUGGAAAGACUUUCUGCCAAUCAUAUCAAAUAUUCCAAAAAGCCCACAUUAUUUACUUACAGGGAAUUGUACUAUUUCACAUUCGAUAUUUGGUAAAAAUGUAAAGAUUGAAUGCAAUUAUGAUGGAAAUGGUGGCGAAGCUUUUUACCUACUAUUCGAAAAUUGCCUUAAGAAAUAUGAUUUAGAAACGUAUGACCCUAUUUGGACAUCUCCAACUCUUGAAAAUCCAAUUGCAAUAGAUAUUCAUGAUGACACCAAGGACUACAGAAAUAAUUUAAUCAGUAUUGGAUCAAGCAUCAAAUCAAAUUGA
Molecule: messenger RNA, 852 nt
Organism: Naegleria gruberi
Lineage: Eukaryota; Heterolobosea; Eutetramitea; Acrasida; Naegleriidae
Exons: 1
Coding region: 1-852 (283 amino acids)
Biological process (GO): siRNA processing
Cellular component (GO): nuclear RNA-directed RNA polymerase complex
Molecular function (GO): RNA-directed RNA polymerase activity
Source: RefSeq, a predicted model, not a curated record